Molecule: messenger RNA, 4214 nt
Organism: Mya arenaria
Lineage: Eukaryota; Metazoa; Mollusca; Bivalvia; Myida; Myidae
Product: F-box only protein 40-like
Exons: 8
Coding region: 1795-3894 (699 amino acids)
Molecular function (GO): zinc ion binding; protein binding; RNA binding
Source: RefSeq, a predicted model, not a curated record
CAAUGGUUGUGUUUUGUUUACAUUACCAUGGAUAGAAAUACUAUUGUAUAUCGGGAAGAGCUUUAUCAACAAUCAUAUUGAAAGUAUAUUCUUCAAUCAAUGUCGUGGACUUCAUAAACCUUAUCAACUCAAUUUUAUGUAUUUGAAGAGUUAAAUGUGUUAAAUUACUUCCUGGUUCGUGAAAGAGCAGCAGAAAUAGUUCCAUUAUGAGUUCUGAUGCAGUUGUUGACUGGAAACUGCCUUUUAUACUAAUUAAUAAACAUUAAGUUAGAUGUAAGCGGCAUGGAUUAUGGUUGUGUUUGGUUUACAUCGUGCUUCGGACGCCAGUGGUAAUGAGUCGUCUGAAGUGGAGGUGAGUCGUGGAGACCCCUGUAAAACCCAGGCAAGCAGGCGUUCAGUCGAGCGAUAAGUGAUAAACUUAUGCUUAUUUGUUUUAUGUUCUAUGGUCUUUAUCUUACAUAAUUGUACCUUGUCAAUACAUUUCGCCUUAUUUCCUUUUUUUGCGAUAACUUUAUUGUCGUUUUUGUUUUAUAGAUAAAUCACUAAAAGAGGCUUUAAUCUAUUAUAAAUUAGUUUUACAAGCGAACUGCAGCAACAUUGACCAAUUUGUGGUCAACCAUAAAUGCUAUCUGUAACAAAGUGGUAUAGAUAAAGUGUUUAAAAUCAUACAUUGUAUUGCCGUAUGCUGUAAAAUAGAUCAUAAAGAAGACAAUUGUUUAGUCAAAUUAGUAAUGUAUUUAUUAAAUAUUGAUAGGAGUUCAAAGCACAUUGAUAUUUGAACUAAGUACAUCAUGCUUUGCAAACAUGAAUACUCGCGUUGUUUCAGUGAUUGUUUAACAACAGCAAUUGCAUUAUAUAUUAAUAUAUUCUUAAGAAGGUAUUCGCAGAUAUAAUCAUGGUAUGUCGUGAAUUUCUUUGUGUUAUGUAUAUACUGUAAGUAUUAGGUGUUUUAUGAAGAAGUAAACAGAUUGCCAGUCUGGACAAUCCAACAUUUUUUUGAAUUGUCCGUCUUUUUCAAAUACGAAUAAAUCAUCAAGUCAUAUUCAAUUAUAUACAGAUACAAAUACGUUAUAUAGAUGUAUAUAUUACGAACUAUGCUCGUUUAAAAAUGUUCACUUAAAUUCAAAUAUUUAACUUAAGAUAAUGUUUUCUUUUUGUCUGCCAGUUAAGAAACGACUCCUUAAAAUGAACAUCUUUAUUUACACAUCAAGCAAUCCUUAUUUACUUGAAAUUGUGAAAUCUAAAUUAUUUGAUAAACGUGGAUAAUAUAUCUUUUUAAAUAAUAUGAUAUCAUAUUACAUUUGACCUAAUUUAUCCCUCUAGUACCAUACCGAUCAAUCUAAGUGAGUAAGCUAUUCCUUAUAUUUAAAUGGAUGAUACAUAAACGUAAAUCCUGAUUAACCGCUUGACUGUCGAAGUAUUUAUAUUAGCCGAUAAUUAAAACCCAUGUUUUCAUAUUAUAUAUUCUUCUUCUAAAAAAAACAAAACUUAAAUGAUUCAUUGCUUAUUAUAUAUCUCUUUUUGUUUUAAUUAUUCUACAUUGUUUUAGUCCCGGGAAGGAAAAUAGGUUGUUACAAGGUGUUACUUACUGAAGUGCCUGCCUUUAGCGAUGCGGAUGGCAUACGAUCAUUCUUCGAUAGCGCUGUCGAUGUGCAGCUAGAUGACAAGGCAAGAACGGCACUAGUCACGUUUGGAAACCAAGCAGGCGUGGAAUCUGCUUUGGCCAAACGCUCUUUGACAGUUGGAGGAGAGACGAUUUUCGUACAAAAAUACGAUAUUUCUUCGACCGUCUUAAUGGGCUCGGAGGAGUGUGUAGAAGGCUCCGACUAUGUAUCACAAGAGGAAGAAAAAAUAAAGAUCAUGGUAGAAAACCUUCCGGUUAGUGUCGAUGAGGAAUAUUUGGAGAUGUUUUUUGAGUCAAGAAAGUUUAAAGGUUGCGUCGUGGUAGCCGUUGAUUUGAAUUCAGAUCUUAACAACGCAAUAGUAACAUUUCAACGCGGGAAAGACGUUGAAACAAUUCUGGAAAAUGUGCCCAUAAUGAUUAAGAAACAAGAAGUUACGGUCAAGAAAUACAAACCGGCGCCGCUUUGUACAAUCAUAGUAAGGGGACCAAAUGUUAAUGAGGAGAAUCUUGAACUGUUGGAGAUGUACUUUGACAACGAGAAGAAAUCAGGUGGUGGCGAAGUUGUUGAGAACAGUGCUAGAUAUGAUGCGAAAAAAGACGCGGUAUACAUAACGUUUGAAAGCGAAGUCGUUGCAAAGCGGGUCGUAGAAAGGGGUAGACAUGUACUUAAAAAGGGUCUACUGGUUGUUGGAAUAGCUUAUCCAGAGGCAAACGUGUCAACCGAUCCAAACACUAUGUCAACAGCUCAACAAAGAAUGUCUGGAACUAACAACAUCCACAGUCAUUGUAGUACGUGCGUUAAGAUUUCGUGCAUACAAAAUAGUGUCUGCGCUGUUGUUUCAUGUAAACUUAAAUGUGGACAGCAAUUUCAUUCUUGUAAAGCAUAUGAGCACUCACUUCUGUGCAAAAAAGAGCUCGCAUUUUGCACCAACAAGGUAAAUGGUUGUGAGUUGGUUCUUCCAAGAAAGGAUAUAGCAAAACAUCUGGAAUUCUGCUCUGCCAAUUUGUUCCGCUCUGACAAUCCAAUGGAACUCGUCACUUGCAAAAAAGGUUGUGGGAUUUCUUACCAUGCAUGUAGAGAUGUGGAGCACAAGUAUAUUUGCAAAAAGGAAACUGUGAAGUGUACUAACAGCGAAUUUGGUUGUCCUUUAGAAAUGAAACGGGAAAACAUAAAUUAUCACCUCCAGUUUUGCCCUGCAAGCGUGGUCGUUUGUCAAAGCAAAUGGUUACGUCGGCCAAUGUUGUCUGGAAAUGAAAUGUUGAAUUGCGCUGAAAUAAAGGAACGACCCCGCAUAAUUUUUGGUCAGAUGGAAUUGGCAUUUGCAAUAAUGGAUCAAGACAAGGUCAUCGAAGGCGCGAAAUUACCCCAAGGACAGAAAAUGUAUGAACGACCACUUACGAAUCCGUCGCGUUUGAGCGUUGUUCCAUUUCGUAGCGACAUGGAAAUAAGGGACGUUCUAGCCUUUGCAUCACCUUCAAUAUAUUAUGCGACCAUAAAUAGCACAAGAGAGCGCCAACUAAGGGGAAUGUAUACAUUUCGCUGUGGCAAGGAACUUAGACGAGAUGAAUUUCCUGGACAUAUGAAAACACUUCAUGACAACAUUCAACAAAAUACGCAUGGUUGGUUUGAACAGCGAUGCCCUCUCGCAAGUCAUGGAUGCACGUUUUCUUUUCAAAGGUUUCGACCAACGACAAGCAAUGUCCCCAAAUUCAUCACGGCAUCUGAUACGAUCAGCGUAAGAUACAACUCUCUGGCCGAACCCGUUCUGUGGAACAAAGAUGGAGUAUGUAAUUUCAAUGAACAUCAAUCGGAUCUGAUUACAGAUCAUGGACGUUUUGAGCUUCACACUUCGUUGAAGCUGGACAACAGUAUCACUGUUGUAAAACGAUCUGAAACAGUGUUGUCCCAAACAAAAACGUCGAUCAUAGAGCUCCCGUUCAAGGUCCUGAUAUUGAUAGCCAACUAUCUGGAUGCAAUCAGUCUCCGGAGACUUUCCAGAACAAACAAGCUCUUACAAUCAGUUUGCUGCUGUCUUCUCAAUAAAAAGGGUUUUGUUUCAAUAGUUUGGAAGAAGAGGGGAAAUAGAUGGGAGACAAUUAACAAGAAAUGGAAGUUCAGCGACUGUUUUGAAUCUAUAGAUGGGUGGGAAUUCAAGGAGGAGUCGCCAGCAAUAAUGCUUAAGCAUUUGAAAGUGUGCAAGUUUAAUCAAGAGGAAUACCUGAACCGAAAGGCAAACAUAGGUCCCGGACCAUCCGUUUUGUUUAGAUAAGAUAAACUCAUUCUAGUUCAUCAGUUUGAUCGUGAUAAAUCUAACUGUGGUACGCAUAGCAUCAUCACUCUGGUGAACGAGAAUGGAUAAAUGAUGAACACGCUGCGACCGCUGCUCUGGAUGGUUGUACUUUUGGUAUGAAAAAUAUAUGAACAAGAACAGUUUGCUUCAACGGUUCAGAAAAACACCCGCCUUCACAGUAUUGUAAUCGGAUUAUCGUUUAUUCGUUUUUCUGUUUACUGAAGACAUUUCGAUUCAAUGUCGUUCAAUGUUAUGUGUGUAUGGUUAUAUAAUUAUGGUUAUUAAAGACACUGCAUAUA